Messenger RNA from Sphaerodactylus townsendi, 821 nucleotides. Its product is annotated as nuclear protein 2-like. Gene Ontology annotation, biological process: negative regulation of cell cycle; regulation of transcription by RNA polymerase II; negative regulation of cell population proliferation. Gene Ontology annotation, cellular component: nucleus. The coding region runs from base 148 to 624 and encodes 158 amino acids. NCBI's taxonomy places the organism in Eukaryota, Metazoa, Chordata, Lepidosauria, Squamata, Sphaerodactylidae. The record is from RefSeq and is a predicted model, not a curated record. The transcript has 2 exons.
CUCAAGAAACUACAAUUCCCAGCAUUCUAGGGGAGCGUCCUAAUGGAAGAUACGAAUCCAGCUAGCCAAUCAGCUCUCUCGCUGUGGCUUCAAAGCGUAAUAAUGGAUUUAGACGGAACGGAAUAGCUGCAGAACGUUGGACGGCCAAUGCGACAGCUAGGCUUCGUUACCAGGGCAACGCACGUGGAUACAGAGGAAAGCGCCAGCCACGUGCUGCCGAGGGCCAUUGACAGCAGCGGGCGGAGACCAGCCAUGGCCCCGCGGCGUAGGCAGAACCGUGCCCGCACGGUUCCCAACCCGGCCGAGGACCCACCGCUAGGCCCAGAGGAGUCUGCUUCGACCUUGGACGAGGAGUCGGAGCGGCUGGAUGACUUGCGGGAGGCGGCCGGCCGCUGCGGACCGCGGGGCCCCGGCUCGGGCGGCAAGGGCCGCAGCCGCCUUGAGAGGGAGCAGCACACCAACCGGGCCGUGCCCGCUGGCCACGAGCGCAAGAUCGCCACCAAGAUUCGCGCCAGCCUCGCCAAGCGGCGCCGGAAGGAGCAGAAGACGGCCGGGGCGCGGGCCAAGAGACCGGUCAAGGCUAAGGCUGCAAAAAAACUGACUGUCGACAACCUUGGUCUGUAGCUGAAGAAACUUCUACCGGGAUCUGCUGUACUUCGGGAUCUCUGCUCCUGAGUCCCCCUAGCCCUGUAAACAACUGCCAGGCUCCCUCCAAGAAACGUGCACCCUGUCUGUUCAAUAACACCAAAAUGUAGGGCACUUGUCCAGCAUCUUCUUGUGUUACUGUAUCCCAUUUAUAUUUUUAUUUAAUGAAUUCAUUU